Protopterus annectens (West African lungfish) is the source of this 1473-nucleotide messenger RNA. RefSeq names its product zinc-binding protein A33-like. Bases 1 to 1473 code for a protein of 490 amino acids. The transcript has 13 exons. Gene Ontology annotation, molecular function: zinc ion binding. NCBI's taxonomy places the organism in Eukaryota, Metazoa, Chordata, Ceratodontiformes, Protopteridae. The record is from RefSeq and is a predicted model, not a curated record.
AUGGCGUGUUAUACAGAGACUGAGAGUUACAUGGAGGAGAUGACCUGUGCAAUUUGUCUACAACUGUUUGAAAGUCCAGUUAUGCUGGAGUGUGGGCACAACUUCUGCAUGUCUUGUAUUAACAUGUUUUGGGACACUCCUGUAAAGUUGUCCUGCCCUGAGUGCAGACAACAGUUCGAUGACAGAAAAUUCACUGUGAACAGACUGCUGGCUAAUUUGGUUGAAAAGGUCCAGAGACAGAUCCUAAGGGAGAAUUAUCAGAGUGAAGAUACAGGGCAGGAAUACGUCUCACGAAGUACUACUGUAGCAGAACAGCAAGACGGUUUGAAUUGUAGCGAGCAUGGAAAAAUUCUGGAACUAUUUUGUGAAGAGGAUAUAGCACUGGCUUGUGUCUUAUGUGUAUCUAAACAUUAUGGCCACCAUCUGGUAUCCCUGUCGGAAGCAAUGAGUACAUAUCAGGAUAGGUUGAAAACUAUGUUGACCUCUUUGGAAUCCACUCUGAAUAGUCACAAUGACUUGAAGGUGAAACAAGAGCAAAAGGCUUCAGACAUCAAGAUAUGUUCCCAGACUUUAAAGAAGCAUAUUAGUUCAGAAUUUGCCAAACUGUACCAAUUUAUCCAAAAUAAGGAACAGCAGCUACUCCAACAACUCCAGAAGGAUACAGCAGGACUACUGAGGGAGAUGGACAAAAACGUGAUGCGAAUUACUGAAAAGAGCAGCACCAUUCUGCAACAGACAGCUAACAUUCAUUUAACACUAGAGUUAGAAGAUCCUAUCCUUUUUCUAAUGGAAGUGAAGAAUGAAGUAGAAAGGUCUUCAGAACUACAGGACAAAGACCAUGUUACUCUGGUGAAUCGUGAGCUCAACUCAAGCUUAUAUAAAAACCCAGAACUGCUACAUAAUGUUUGGAAGGAAAUGGAAUCCAUUGUCAAUCCCAUGAUCCCAAAUCAGGAAGGAGUGGAAAUGACCCAGAAAUGUUUAAUGGCCAGCACUGUAAGAGCACCAUCUCCUUUAAUGGAAGCUACUGUUACCUCCUUAUCAGCAAACAAAACCCUCCGCCCUCCAGUAUUGCCCAAGAAACACUUGCAGUUUCCAACAAUUCCUGAAAUAAAGCCUCCAUUGCUACAAACCACAACAAUCCCUGCAAAUGCAGAAAAAACAACUGAAUGUUCCAUGGAAGCAAGUCAAACUGCAGAAAUGGAAAGAAUUCCUCCUGAACCAAAUGACACAGUUCCAUCAAGGGGAAAGGUGAAAAGCCUUGCCUUGCAAUAUUCUCACAUCAACAUCAACAGGAAACCGGCACAGGCAUUCAACAAACCAUUAGAUAAAGUGAAUGAUCUUGAGGAAAAGGAGAGAUCAGCUGCAGAAAUGGCAAAACUAAAACGUAAGUAUAACCAUGGAUUCACAUUGCCGAAAAUGUUUUUCUGUACCACGUUUAAUAGAAUGACUGGUGAGCUGUUUUCUCCUGAGUAA